AUGAAACUCAAUCUCGCUCUCACCGUCCUGGUUUCUACAGGAACUCUUGCUGCUGCCCAAAAGGGUUAUGGUUUUGACUGCUUCGCGAGCGGCGCCACCAAAGGUGUGAAGUAUGCCAUCGUUGACUGUACCCCACUCGACGGCGGUCACAAAGGAACACCCACCAACAACGGUGACUCGGAUAUCUGGUGCUAUCUCAAAGGGUCGGAAAGCGCCACUUCUCCGUUAGAGUGUGGUGCAGGUGAUGGAGAAUUGUCAAACCCUACCUGUUUGACCAAGGAUGAUGACCCUAAGCUCGGUGGCUGUGGACCGAGUGGAAGCUAG
Messenger RNA from Penicillium alfredii, 324 nucleotides. RefSeq lists its product as uncharacterized. Bases 1 to 324 code for a protein of 107 amino acids. The record is from RefSeq and is a predicted model, not a curated record. The transcript has 2 exons. NCBI's taxonomy places the organism in Eukaryota, Fungi, Ascomycota, Eurotiomycetes, Eurotiales, Aspergillaceae.